Molecule: messenger RNA, 908 nt
Organism: Saprolegnia parasitica CBS 223.65
Lineage: Eukaryota; Oomycota; Saprolegniomycetes; Saprolegniales; Saprolegniaceae
Exons: 1
Coding region: 25-888 (287 amino acids)
Cellular component (GO): extracellular region
Source: RefSeq, a predicted model, not a curated record
CUCGUCCUGCACGGCACCACAAGCAUGAAGCUCUCGGCGCUCUUCUUCUCUGCCAUGGCGACGGCUGUGCUGGCGACGCAAAAGCACUGCACGAAGGCCGAUUUUGAAGGUCUCAACUCCCAGCUCACGGCUCAUGCGACGUACACGGCGUGCGCAUCGGAUGUCGGCGUGUCGGUCGAAGCCUUUGCCAAGAUGAAGGAACUCACGCCAGAGCAGACGACGGCGCUCAUUGGCAGCAGCAACUGCAAGGCGCUUUGGACCAAGGCCCAGGCCGCGGCCAAGUCCAACGGUUGCCUCGAGCUCCACUACGGGUCGGAGAUUACGUGGCCGAUGGUGACGUCGAUGCUUGAGGUCGGGUCGUACCCCAAGGUCACGGCGCGCUGCGACCAGGCCGACUUCCAGAAGGCCCUCGGUCCGCUCUUCCAGAACCAGAACAUCAUGCCGUGCUUCUCGGCCACUGGGCUCUACGCCAACCUCUUCACCAAGACGAUGCCGACAAAGGAGCAAAUUAUGAGCUUCGGCCAGAACGACUUUUGCCGCGCGCUGUACAACGACGCGAUCAAGCUCCUCUCGGGUCUGCCGCACUGCGCCGUCGACAGCAAGGGCUUUGACAUCCACGCGAUCGAGAAGCUCGAUUUCGAUAGCUUUAUCGGCUGGGUUUCGAUCGGCAGCGACCUUUUGCACCAGCAGGUGGCGCCGCAGCUCAUGACGAUGGCCAUGUCUGCCCUUCAACCCGAGGAUGUCUCGGAUGGCAGUAGCUCGACGCUCUUGGUCUCGGGGUCGGUGGCCGCCGGCUUUCUCCUUGCCUUUGUCGCGAUGUUUGUGUACAACAAGGCGCGCGACGAGCCUGCUCGCUAUGGCGAGUCGUCGGGUCUCCUCCAGAUUUAAUAACUCAAAUUCGAUUGCCC